AUGAUAUGGUCAUACUAUUGUCGUCAACAACAAAAACAGUCGUUCAGACAAUGGAUACAAACAUCGAGUAGUAGUAGUAGUAGUAGUGGUGGUUUGCUAUCCGAUCCAUGGAUCAGAUCGGUGUCACUGAUAAACGAUGACCACUGCGAUGGUAUGAAUAUUUUGCCGAUUGUCAACUGGUGUAGAAAACCGGUUGUCAUAAUCGGUCGGCUAUGUCUUGAGUGGACAUUUCCGGCACUAAUGGCUAACAAAAAAUUUCCAACAAUGGGUACCGGUUUUAUUGUCGACAAAUAUACCGAAAACAACACUAACGAACCCAUACUCAUGGCAGUGACCAACCAUCAUGUUGUCAGCGGAUUACCGACAGUGAGUUUGGCCAUGUAUUGGCAAAAUUCAUUGGAUUACGAUCUCUACGGUCGUGUGGUUUAUGUUGAACAGCACCGGGAUUUGGCGCUCAUAGAGUUUUCGGUUACGUCCGAUAUGUUUAACAAAACAAAGCCACUUGUACCUGAGCCCAAUCGACCGGCCGAUUUAGGCGAUCCGGUUCUAGCCAUUGGUCACGGACAGGUCGACUAUAACUGGUCAUCGGGUAUUAUACGAUCGUAUGGAUGUACGUUACGCCAUAUAAAUUCACAAUACGAUAUACCCGUUGAAUUUGAAUCCGAUGGUGACCAACAAUUUGUCCAACACUCGGCACCGGUUGUUCCCGGUUUUUCUGGCGGUCCACUUGUCGAUGACAGUUCCCAAUUGGUCGGUGUCAACGAUAAUGCCAACAUUAUAUUUAAUAUAUUUUAUAAUAUCACUGCUAUGGAUAUUAAUGAGUUUGUUAAUAGAGGAAAAUUGUAUAUUAAAAACAAUAGUAGACGACAACAACAAUUAAUAAUACCAAUAGAGGACAGGUAUAGAUCGGUAUCGGGAUUCAAGUUAGGACUGAUUGUCGAGAAAAACAUCAAAAACAAUAUAUUCUGUAUUAAAGGAUUACUUUAUAAAUCUAAGUUCAAAUAUAUAAAUUGCAAUAUUCAUACCGUUAAUGGUGUCCAGGUUACAGAUAUCAAGCAAUUCAAUGAUUCACUUAUUGGUACUAAUAAUGAUAAUAAUAAUAUUGAUUUAGUUGUCUGGGAAUCAAUAGACCAAACGUAUGGACAAAAAUCGCAAUUACCAUCCAGACUACCGGUGCUUAACUAUUCAGACACAGAAUUAUUAAGUUUGUUUGGUAUGCCAUCAGCAGCAGUAGCGGCAAUAGCUAUACAGACAUACAAUAAUAAUAAUAAUAAUUGGCUUAAACAUAGACAACCAUCGCUUAGACAAUGGUUUCAUACAUCAAACAGUAGUAUUGGUUUGUCAUCUAAUGGUCAUUCAUUGAUGUUAAGAUCGGUGAAGACACUGAUGGAUAAUCAUCAUAAUCGCCAACAACAGGCCAUCGGCGGCGAUGAUAUGGAUUUUAUUGAAAUUUUCGAUAAUAUCAAACAAUCGGUAUUUGUUUGCACCCAAUACAGCAACAACAGUACCGGUAGUGGUACGGGAUUUGUUGUCGACAACGAUGGCGAUUGUUAUCAUUUGAUUGUAACCAACUAUCAUGUAGUCAGGGGUAGUCCUAUGGUAUUACUGGAAGACUAUUUAUGUGUAUUUGAUUACGACAACUAUCCGUACGACUAUUGUAUUGUCGGUCGAGUGGUUUAUGUUGAAUUGGACAUGGAUUUAGCAUUGAUCGAGUUUGAAGAUUGGGAACAGUUUCCAAUACUACCGAUAGUCAAUUAUGCUAUCGAUUUUGGCGAUCCAGUGCUGACCAUUGGCCACGGUGAACGUGAUUUUAAUUGUCAUCCGGGUCUGGUCAGGGCGUACGGGUUUCGGGCCCGGGAUAUAUCCGACUAUUACGAACUGUUUCCCGAAUGGUUUAAAUAUGGCGACCAUGAAUUGGUGGAACAUUCGGCGGUAACUACUGGCGGUUUUUCGGGCGGUCCGAUGGUUAACAGCGAUAACCAAGUGGUCAGUGCCAAUGAAAUUCAAGUACGUCGAACUAAUUACUAUAAUAUUCCCGCCAAUGAUAUUAAUGAAUUUAUUCAAAGAGGACAACAGUAUCUCUCUAGCGGUUUAUGGCUAAUACCUGAGGACAGGUAUAGAGUUAGAUCGGGACUAAAGUUAGGACUAAUUAUUGUUAAAGAUUUUCUUGAAAAUAAUAAUUAUUAUAUUGUGGACGAAAUUUGCAAAAAUUACUGCCGUCAAUUAGGUGAUGCACUCACUGAUAGUCAAAUCAAUAGUUUAAUUAAACUUAAAUUUUUGGGUGGACUGUCAGCUGAUCUACAGGUGCUUGACUAUACUGACCAAGAUUUGCCAAUUGUUUUUUAA
This is a messenger RNA of Oppia nitens, 2346 nucleotides long. RefSeq lists its product as uncharacterized. Lineage: Eukaryota; Metazoa; Arthropoda; Arachnida; Sarcoptiformes; Oppiidae. The transcript is spliced from 7 exons. The record is from RefSeq and is a predicted model, not a curated record. The coding region runs from base 1 to 2346 and encodes 781 amino acids.